This is a messenger RNA of Closterium sp. NIES-65, 846 nucleotides long. The record is from the annotation of a GenBank genome assembly. NCBI's taxonomy places the organism in Eukaryota, Viridiplantae, Streptophyta, Zygnematophyceae, Desmidiales, Closteriaceae.
AUGAAGGUAGACCCUGUCGAGCCUGUCGAGGUAGCUGUCGACUCUGGUGCUGCUCGAGGUGCUUCGUCUGGGGGUGUUGUGCCUACGGGUGCGGGGCCUAGCUGUGCUGAGCCUGAGCGUGCGGAGCCUGGGGGUGCUGAGUUUGGGGGUGCUGAGCCUGAGCUGUCGCAUCACGUCGAAAGACACUCUCUCCACUACAGCUACGCGAGUGGUUUGCUCAGUGCUGGAGCCUCUAGAGUGGUGCUACUUGAGAUGGAGCUGCGGGAGGUGGUGGAGCCGCUGGUCGCGGAGGUGCUGGUACUGGAGGUACUGGAGCUGCUGGGGCUAGAGGUAUUGCUGGAGCUACUCGAGGUACUGCUGGAGCUGGAGCUGCUGGAGGUACUGCUAGAGCUACUGGAGGUACUACUGGAGCUGGAGCUGCAGGAGGAACUGGAGCUGCUGGAGGUGCUGCUGGAGCUGGAGCUGCUGGAGGUGCUGCUGGAUUUGGAGCUACAGGAGGUGCUGCUGGAGCUGGAGGUGCUGGAGGUGCUGGAGCUGGAGCUCCUGGAGGUACUGGUGCUGCUGGAGCUGCUGGAGGUGCUGCUUGAGCUGGAGCUGCUGGAGGUGCUGCUGGAGUUGGAGCUGCUGGUGGUGCUGGAGUUGGAGCUCCUGGAGGUACUGGAGUUGCUGGAGCUGGAGGUGCGACUGGAGGUGGCGCUAGAGAUGCUGCUGGAGCUGGAGCUGCUGGAGGGACUGGUGCUGUUGGUACUAGUGCUGGAGGUGCUGUGCGGCCGCGACCGUACUUCGUUCCACUGCUUCAGCAGGUUCUUGGUCUCCCGCCUUCUACUGACCUUACUCCUCCCUUAA